Molecule: messenger RNA, 1057 nt
Organism: Linepithema humile (Argentine ant)
Lineage: Eukaryota; Metazoa; Arthropoda; Insecta; Hymenoptera; Formicidae
Source: RefSeq, a predicted model, not a curated record
GUGCGUUCGGGAAGCGCACUUUUGGCGCUAUGAGCGCGCUUUGGUCAUUCGUGGAGCCGCUUUAUAGCACCAAUAAAGUGAUGUUGACGUCAUUGUUUUUGCCUUGUGACGUCAUCACUCAUGCUAACUCGUGCUCAGGAUUUCGAGGGCGUACUAGUCACCUUAGAAGACAUCAACACCGGUCUAGUUUAUACAACGCGUCUCUCACCAAAAGAUGCGCACAGAGUAGAAACCGAUACUGUUUUUGCUUCUGAAGUUCUGUCUGUAUUAAAGAAAAGCCAAGGGGAGUCAAGUUCAUCAAGCUCCAUGAUCUCAACGGCAUCAACUUUAGAUGCCGAAAUUCCUGAAUCAGAACCAGAUUCGGUCUUCAAAUGGUCGCAUCAGGCUGUUCUCCUUCUAAUUGAGGAGUAUCGGAAGAGAGAGGAAGAUGUCAUAUCAGGCAAAAUAUCGCAAAAGCGAGUGUGGAAGUCGAUCAGUGAAGUUCUUUGUAGGCAUGGACAUGAUGUUACUGGCCCACAAUGCCAAAGCAAAUUUAACGGGAUGAAGAGAACAUUUAAAUCCAUCAAAGAUCACAAUUCUAAAUCAGGAAAUAAUCCUCGGUCCUGGCCUUAUACUGAGGUGAUGGAAUCUUUGUUAGGAGAGAAACCUUUUAUGAAUCCUGUUGCUCUGGCUUCCUCUUCAAAUCGAGCUCACAUAGAGAAUGAGAGUAGUGACGUCUCUUCAGUCGACAGUGACACCUCUGUUGGCUCUUCAAACUCACGCAAGAGGAAGACCUCUCAAAUUGCAGAGGUCAUUAUGAAAAGCCGAAGGAUGGCCGAAGAAAAUAUAUUAAAACGCCAUCAGCAGACAAUGGAUCAGCGGACUGAAAUUUUAAAUGCUUUAAAUAAGCUUAUUAAUAAAUUGCAAGUAUGUAAUAUCCUCUUGAUCAAAUUAUUAACCUUUAAGCCAAAUCUACAAUCUAUUUUUUGAAUUUUUGUUUUCUGCCUUUUUGGCUCUAUAUAAAGUAAUAUUUUUCUUUGAAAAUUCAGAAAGGACUAAUUGUAAAAGACUAUAUUUC